Molecule: messenger RNA, 3108 nt
Organism: Python bivittatus (Burmese python)
Lineage: Eukaryota; Metazoa; Chordata; Lepidosauria; Squamata; Pythonidae
Product: protocadherin-8
Biological process (GO): homophilic cell-cell adhesion
Cellular component (GO): plasma membrane
Molecular function (GO): calcium ion binding
Source: RefSeq, a predicted model, not a curated record
AUGGCCGCCCCCCUCGUCCCGCCCCACGCCUUGCUCCCCCCCUUCUUUCUCCCCGGGGCGCAGAGCCAGAGCGUUCGAUUCAGCGUGGACGAGGAGGCGCCUCCGGGCACGGUCCUCGGCGUCUUGGCCCAGGAACUGCAAGGGCCUGCUCCUGCCGUCGAGGCCGCUCCCGGCACCUUCCGGCUGGUGAAGGCGCCGGGCAACGGCUCGCUGGUGCGAGUGCGCGAGCGGGACGGGCAGCUGAGCCUGGGCGCCGAGCGGCUGGACCGCGAGCAGCUGUGCGGCCAGGCGGAGGCGCCCUGCCUGCUGGCCUUCGACGUGCUCAGCCUGGGCGGCCCGUCCUCGCCGCCCUUCCGCCUGGUCCACGUGGAGCUGGAGGUGCGGGACAUCAACGACCACGCGCCGCGCUUCCCGCAGCCCCUCCUGGCGCUGGAGGUGUCGGAGAGCGCGGCGCCCGGCACCCGCCUGCCGCUGGCCCUGGCGCACGACCCGGACGUGGGCUCCAACGGCCUGCAGAGCUUCGCCCUCUCGCCAGGCAGCCCCUUCGGCCUGGAGGCGCAGAGCCGCGCCGACGGGCUCAAGUGCGCCGAGCUGGUGCUGCUCCGCCCGCUGGACCGCGAGGCGCAGGCCGCCUACCGCCUCGAGCUGGUGGCCAAGGACGGCGGCAGCCCGGCGCGCUCGGGCACGGCCACGCUCAGCGUGCGCGUGCUGGACGCCAACGACAACGCGCCCGCCUUCCCCCGCGGCGCGCUCCUGACCCUCGAGCUGCCCGAGGACGCGCCGCCGGGCGCGCUGCUGCUCGACCUGGACGCCUCCGACCCGGACGAGGGCGCCAACGGGCAGCUGCUGUACGCCUGGGGCAGCCAGGUGCCCCCCGAGGCGCGCCAGCUCUUCAGCCCCGACCCGCUCUCCGGCCGCCCCGGCCUGCGCGCCGCCGUCGACUACGAGCUCCAGCGCACCUACGAGCUGGACGUGCAGGUCAGCGACCGAGGCGCCAGCCCGCUGGCGGCCAGCUGCAAGGUGGUGGUGCGCCUGCUGGACGUCAACGACAACGCGCCCUCCGUGGCCAUCAGCGCCCUCAGCGCCGGGGGCGCGGACGCUCGCGGCGGCGCGGGCCCCGACGACGAGGAGGCCUCGCCGGUGGCCCACGUGAGCGAGGCGGCGCCGGCCCAGAGCCUGGUGGCGCUGGUCAGCACCUCGGACAGCGACUCGGGCGCCAACGGCCAGGUGCGCUGCGCCCUCCUGGCCGCGCCCCACCAGCCCUUCGCCCUGCAGCGCGCCUACGACGCCGCCAGCUACCUGGUCCUCACCACCGGCGCGCUGGACCGGGAGCGCGUGGCCGAGUACAACCUCACGCUGGUGGCCGAGGACCUGGGCUCUCCCCCGGCCAAGACCGUGCGCUCGCUCACGGUGCGCGUGGCUGACGAGAAUGACAAUGCCCCGUGGUUUGCCAAGGCGCGCUACGAGGUGGCCCUGCUGGAGAACAACCCCCCGGGGGCCUACCUGACCACGGUGCUGGCUUCUGACCCUGACCUGGGCCCCAAUGGCAAGGUCACCUACCGCCUGCUGGACAGUCAAGUCAUGGGUGCCUCUAUCUCGACCUAUGUUUCAGUGGAUCCAGCCACAGGAGCCAUCUAUGCUCUCCGAACUUUCAACUAUGAGAUCCUGAAGCAGGUGGAGUUGUCCAUCCAAGCCAUGGAUGGGGGAUCUCCUCCACUUUCCAGUAUAGCCUUGGUCAAGGUACGGGUGGUGGACCAAAAUGACAACGCCCCUGUCAUAACAUCUCCUGUGCUCACCAAUGGGUCCCUUGAAAUUGGUGUGUCCAGCAGAGCUUCCCGAGACUCCCUUGUUGUGCACAUCAAAGCCAGAGAUGCAGAUGAGGGCAUCAAUGCAGAGCUGAGCUUUACUUUCUCAGAAGAUCCCCAGCAGCAGGAAGGAACCCUAGACCUUUUUGCCAUCAACCAGAAAACAGGGGAGGUUAUGCUCACAAGGACCUUAUCUGAAGAACAGCUGGGCCAAGUCUAUCCAUUGCUUCUCACCGUGGCUGACAAUGGGAUGCCACCUCUCUCCACCACAGUCAUGGUCAAUUUCCUGGUGACUGCAUCACUGCCUCCCUCUAGUGGCCAGGAUUCGGUGGCCAAGCCAAGCUCUUGGGAAGACCAGACCUUGCAGUGGGAUGUCCCCUUAAUUGUAAUCAUUGUUCUGGCUGGGAGCUGCACUUUGCUCCUGGUAGCCAUCAUCACCAUUGCCACCACUUGCAAUAAGCGCAAGAAGGAGAAGAAGGGGGCUUUGGAGGAACCCCUUGAUACUUCUCAUCUGGAGAAGGGGCAUCAGGAUGGAAGCACCAGUGAUGGCGGCCUCAGUUCCUCCAGCCCCCACUUUGAAGUGCAUUCCUUCCCCAGCAAAUCUUCUUUCGCUAGUCCCGAGCCCUCUCCGGCCAGUGAGGAUAUCUCAACUUCUGAGCACAGCCGAGAAAGCACCGGUCUCUAUGACAGCCAGAGCCGACUCCGAGGAGCAAACACAGAGUCUUACACUUCCACCCCUAGUUACAGCAAAGAGCCAGUGGCCCCGGUGGCCAUUUGGAAGGGCCAUUCUUUCAAUACUUUAUCGGGCAGAGAAGGAGAAAAAUUCAGUGGUAAAGACAGUGGCAAAGGUGACAGUGAUUUUAACGACAGCGAUUCUGACAUCAGCGGAGAUGCUCUCAAGAAAGACCUCAUCACUCACAUGCAGAAUGGGCUGUGGGCUUGUACCGCUGAAUGCAAACUCCUGGGACAUUCAGACCGAUGUUGGAGUCCCUCCUGCGCCCAACCCAAUCCUCACACGUCUCCCCACCCCAAAACUCAGCUCUCCACCUUCUGCAGAACGACGUCCUUGCCCCGAGACUCGCUCCAUCGUGAUCACUUCUACCAUGCCCAGCUGCCAAAGACGGUUGGGCUACAGAGUGUCUACGAGAAGGUUUUGCACCGGGAUUAUGACAGGACAGUUGCCCUGCGGUCUCCUCCUCAUCCAGGAAGAUUGCCUGACCUCCAGGAGAUAUCAGUCCCUUUAUAUGAGUCUCCCUCUACUCAUUAUUUAGGCUCUCCCCCUGAGACCAGCAAGAAGGUUUAA